CAGAUGAACAGAUUGAGUGUUUUCAGUGGUCAGACUUUUCACUGAACAUUUGAAGAAAAUGUUUCACAUGAUUGCUUUGUUCUGUUUGUGCUGGUGGAGUCUGACUGGUGUGUUUGGUGAUUCAGUUUCAGUGUCAGUGUCAGUGAUGGAGGGAGAUUCUGUCACUUUAUACACUGAUCUUACUGAAAUACGUGAAGACGACGACUUACUGUGGUAUUUUGGAUCUGAAAAGUCUCUCAUAGCUAAAAUUAAAAAAAAGAAGCAAAACGUCUCCAUAUAUGAUAAUGUUAAUGAUGAGAGAUUCAGAGACAGACUGAAGCUGGACAAUCAAACUGGAUCUCUGACCAUCACAAACACCAGAACUGAACAUGCUGGAGUUUAUGAAGUACAGAUAAGUGGAGCUAAACGAUCAUCAAAAACAUUCAAUCUUUCUGUCUAUGCUCAUCUGCCUGUUCCUGUCAUCAGCAGUAACUCUUCACAAUGUCCUCCAUCAUCUUCAUCGAAUUGUUCAUUGUUGUGUUCAGCUGUGAAUGUGAGUCAUGUGACUCUCUCCUGGUACAAAGGAAACAGUUUAUUGUCCAGCAUCAGUGUGUCUGAUCUCAGCAUCAGUCUCUCUCUACCUCUGGAGGUGGAAUAUCAGGAUAAAAACACCUACAGCUGUGUGCUGAACAAUCCCAUCAGCAACCAGACUCAACAUCUGGACAUCACUCAACUCUGUCACACAUGUACGACAGCAUCGAUAUGUCUUCUGUUGUAGAUCAGACUGAUUCA
Ctenopharyngodon idella (grass carp) is the source of this 771-nucleotide messenger RNA. RefSeq names its product SLAM family member 5-like. Lineage: Eukaryota; Metazoa; Chordata; Actinopteri; Cypriniformes; Xenocyprididae. The record is from RefSeq and is a predicted model, not a curated record. The transcript is spliced from 3 exons. Bases 59 to 757 code for a protein of 232 amino acids.